Xylaria bambusicola is the source of this 2115-nucleotide messenger RNA. RefSeq names its product geranylgeranyl pyrophosphate synthase. Gene Ontology annotation, biological process: isoprenoid biosynthetic process. Gene Ontology annotation, molecular function: prenyltransferase activity. The record is from RefSeq and is a predicted model, not a curated record. Bases 1 to 2115 code for a protein of 704 amino acids. The transcript has 3 exons. Lineage: Eukaryota; Fungi; Ascomycota; Sordariomycetes; Xylariales; Xylariaceae.
AUGGAGACACUGUCAUAUCAGUCGAGUCUCGUCCCUUUUGACGAAUCCCGUCGAACCGGUUGCUUCACAACGCUUCCCAUUCGCAUUCAUCCCCGAAAUGACCUCGCAGACCUAGCAAGUCGCCGCUUUGUAGAAGACUGGGCGAGCAACAUUGGGGACGGCCGAGAGAAGCAAACCUAUUUCUCUUUCUCACCGGUGGGAAACUGGUCUUCUCUCAUCUAUCCGGAAGCCAUUCCAGAGCGGCUUGGUGUGCUAGCCUACCUCUCAGAUCUGGGCCUGAUUCAUGACGAUACUGCAGAAGGACUCAGCAUAGAUGAGGCUCAAGCUGAACAUGAUCAACUUCAGGCAGCUUUAAAUCCAAAUGAUGAGCGAUCCCUUACCCCGGGAUCAAGAGCACUGAAAACCAAGAAACUUGUCUCGCAAUGCAUUCUCGAGUGCGUCAAACUGGAUCAUGAACUUGGUCUAAACAUGCUGGCUGCAUUCCGUGAUGUCUGGCUAGCUAUAAGCGAGAAAAACAGUGAUAAAGAAGCGCAGACCAUGGAGGAAUACUUGGAAUAUCGCAGCGAUAAUGGUGGGAUGCUUGUCUUUUGGCCAAUGCUUCAGUUCAGUCUUGGAAUCACUCUCUCAGAAGCAGAGCAUAGGCUCGUGCAGCCUAUCAUCGACGCAGCCACAAAAGGGCUGCUGUUAGCCAACGACUAUUUCAGUUGGGAGCGAGAAUACAGAGAACUGCAGUCCGGCCAUUCCAAAAGGAUCGUAAGUGCCAUUGAGCUGUUUACCAGAACCAAGGGCCUUUCAAUCGAUGCCGCCAAGAAUGAGGUGAAGCUCAGCAUUAUCAACGCAGAGCGUGAAUUUUGUCAACGUCGUGACGAGCUCUACGUCGCCCAGCCAGACUUGUCUUUGAAACUAAGAAGAUGGAUUGAUUGCGCCGGUUUGGCCGUCUCAGGGAAUCACUACUGGUGCUCCGCUUGCCCAAGACAGAAUGCGUGGAAGGAUGAAACUCAUGUGAACGGAAAUGGAGUUAAAAGGACAUUCUCUCAUUCUUCAGUGACCAGCCUCGAGGAAAAUGAUAUAAGCACAAAGAGGAAGAAGGAAUCAAUCAUCAAUAUAUCUGAGCGCAGCGACAGCAGCAGGCCUGUUGUCAGCGACGUGUCCAGGUACCCGCUUCGCAAGCCCUCCGAUCUUGCCAUCAAUGCGCCCGUAAACUACAUUGCUAGUAUGCCUUCCAAAGGCGUCCGAAGUGCUCUUAUCGAUGCCCUCAACACCUGGCUCCACGUGCCUCCCGCAACGAUCAAGACCAUCACGUCAGUCGUCGAUAUGCUGCACAACGCAUCCCUCAUCCUCGAUGAUCUACAAGACAAUUCUCCAUUACGCAGGGGGUUUCCAGCGGCUCAUAUCAUCUUCGGACAGCCUCAGUCCAUUAACAGCGCCACCUUCAUGUUCGUCCGCGCGGUGGGCGAGGUCGCACAGAGCCUGUGCCCAGCGGCAUUGACGGCAGUGCUUGAGGAGCUUGAAGGCCUCUAUCUGGGACAGAGCUGGGACCUGUAUUGGAAGCAUAACCUAGCGUUCCCUAGCGAGGCAGAGUAUAUCAAUAUGAUUGACCACAAGACGGGUGGCAUGUUUAGGAUGCUACUGCGUAUCAUGCAGGCUGAGAGCGUGAUUGGGGGGACGCCGAUGGCACUGCCCCUAGAUUUUGAAAGACUCACGCUGCUCUUCGGUCGCUUCUUCCAGAUCCGGGACGACUACAUGAAUUUUGGCGACUAUGCCACACAGAAGGGACUUUGCGAAGAUCUGGACGAAGGAAAGUUCUCUUAUCCCAUCGUCCACUGCCUGUCGAAUCACCCGGAGUAUCGGGGGCACAUCCUUGGUGUUUUCCGGCAGCGCCCGACCACGGCUACAAGUACAGCAUUUCAGCUAACCAAGGAAUGCAAGGAGUACCUGACAACCUGCCUGAGAAAGUGCGGGGCGUUUGAGAAAACGCUGGACUGCUUGCGGGAGGUGGAAAGUGAGCUGGAACUGGAAAUUGACCGGUUAGAGCAGCUGACGGGCGAGCCAAACCCUAUGCUACGCCUGUGUCUUGCAAAACUCAGUGUUAAAGGGAUUUCUAAGUUAGAAUGA